Messenger RNA from Pseudocercospora fijiensis CIRAD86, 1002 nucleotides. Its product is annotated as aminotransferase class-I. NCBI's taxonomy places the organism in Eukaryota, Fungi, Ascomycota, Dothideomycetes, Mycosphaerellales, Mycosphaerellaceae. The transcript has a single exon. The record is from RefSeq and is a predicted model, not a curated record. The annotation marks the transcript as partial. Gene Ontology annotation, molecular function: pyridoxal phosphate binding; transaminase activity. Gene Ontology annotation, biological process: biosynthetic process; amino acid metabolic process.
GAAGCCGUUGCGCGCUUUAUCAACCAUGGAUUCAAACCCGCCACUCCUGUUGACAGUAAGCAGAUCCUGGUGACCAAUGGAGCAUCCUCGUCAAUUGACCUCGUUGCCUUCAAUCUGUGUGAUCCCGGCGAAGGAGUCAUCGUUCUAACACCGACGUACAUGAUGUUUAAACAUGAUCUUUGCGCACGGACAGGGAUCGAGUUCAUCGCAGUGUCGGCCGAUGUAGAUGAUCAAUUCAGCGCUAGAUACGCUCCUCAGCUCGCCAAACUACUGGAAGGCGCUAUCGUAGAGAGCCAGCGACGCGGAAUACCAGUCAAAGCGCUCUUGGUCUGCAACCCUUGCAAUCCUGUUGGACGCUGUUACUCCAAAACGACUCUGACCUACCUGGCUCGACUCUGCGGCAGUCACGGCAUGCAUCUUGUUUCCGAUGAAAUAUAUGCGAUGUCUUGUUUUGCAUCCCUCGAACCUGGCUUGGACGAGUUCUCAUCGGUACUGAGCAUUCCAGAAGACUUGAGUAAUAAUGUCCUGGCUGAGAACAUCCACUGCAUUUAUGGAGCGAGCAAAGACUUCGGUGCCGGCGGUCUUCGAUUGGGAUUCUUCGUCACCCGCAACGAGCUCCUAUGGAAGGUUUGCAGGCGACUGGCUUUGUUCACCUGGGUGACCUCUUUUUCGACGGCCUUCUUUGAGCAUUUCCUAUCCGAUCAAUGUGCAAUGACCGCGUACCUUGACCUCUACCACGUGCGACUUCGAGCUCGAUAUCUUCAGGUUACCGAGCUCUUGCGCGAGCAUGGUAUCCCAUUUGUGUCCGCCAACAGUGGCAUCUUUCUGCUCGUCAAAUUGACGAAAUGGUUGGAGUUCUUGGACAGCUCGCAUCCGAAACUGAGUCGGGAGGAACAGCUUUGCCGUCAUCUGGCAUACAAUGGUGGCGUUUUCAUGAGCCCGGGAGAGGUAAGAUAUGUUCAAGCCUUUCACACACACACUCCUUUGCCUAUACUGAACUAA